GCGUUUAAUUCUUUACAGUUGCAAAGCGGAACGCGGCUCUUGAACGCAGCCCCGCACAAGGCGUAGCGCUCGAAAGGCAUUGUGGGAUCGGUUGCCGGCGAAAGCUUCUCGAAAGAACCGCAAAGAUGAUGCCCACACCGGUUAUCCUGCUGAAGGAGGGGACAGACACCUCCCAGGGCAUCCCCCAGCUCAUCAGCAACAUCAAUGCCUGCCAGGUGAUCUCUGAGGCGGUCAGGACCACCCUCGGGCCCAGAGGGAUGGACAAGCUGAUGGUGGACGGCAGAGGUAAGGCCACCAUCUCCAACGACGGAGCCACCAUCCUGAAGCUUCUGGACGUGGUUCAUCCCGCCGCCAAGACGCUGGUGGACAUCGCCCGCUCCCAGGAUGCCGAGGUUGGAGACGGCACCACGUCCGUCACCCUCCUAGCCGCCGAGUUCCUGAAGCAGCUGAAGCCGUACGUGGAGGAGGGCCUCCACCCUCAGACCAUCAUCAGAGCGUUCCGCACCGCCACCAACCUCGCCGUCGCCAAGCUCAAGGAGAUCGCCGUCCCCGUGAAGAAAGACGACAAACAGGAGCAGAGGCAGCUGCUGGAGAAAUGCGCCGCCACGGCCCUCAACUCCAAGCUGAUCGCCGGCGAGAAGGGCUUCUUCUCCAAGAUGGUGGUGGACGCCGUCAUGUCUCUGGACGAGCUGCUGUCCCUCAAGAUGAUCGGCAUCAAGAAGGUGCAGGGAGGAGCCCUGGAGGAAUCCCAGUUGGUCACCGGAGUUGCGUUCAAGAAGACGUUCUCUUACGCCGGCUUCGAGAUGCAGCCUAAGCGCUACGAGAACCCACGGAUCGCCCUGCUCAACGUGGAGCUGGAGCUGAAGGCCGAGAAGGACAACGCCGAAGUCCGCGUGAAAUCGGUGGAGGACUACCAGGCCAUCGUGGACGCAGAGUGGAACAUCCUGUACGACAAACUGGAGAAGAUCUACAAAUCAGGAGCCAAGGUGGUCCUGUCCAAGCUGCCCAUCGGGGACGUGGCCACCCAGUACUUCGCCGACAGAGACCUGUUCUGCGCCGGCAGGGUGCAGGAGGAGGACCUGAAGAGGACCAUGAUGGCCUGCGGAGGAUCCAUCCAGACGUCGGUGGGAGCUUUGACGGACGACGUCCUGGGACAGUGUGAGCUGUUUGAGGAGGUUCAGGUGGGAGGAGAGAGGUACAACAUCUUUAAGGGCUGCCCGAAGACGAAGACGUGCACCAUCAUCCUGAGAGGCGGGGCGGAGCAGUUCACGGAGGAGACGGAGCGCUCGCUGCACGACGCCAUCAUGAUCGUCCGCAGAGCCAUCAAGAACGACUCUGUGGUGGCAGGCGGAGGCGCCAUAGAGAUGGAGCUGUCCAAGUACCUGCGGGAUUACUCCAGGACCAUCCCCGGGAAGCAGCAGCUGCUGAUCGGCGCGUACGCCAAGGCCCUGGAGAUCAUCCCCAGGCAGCUGUGCGACAACGCCGGCUUCGACGCCACCAACAUCCUCAACAAGCUGCGAGCGAAGCACGCGCAGGGCGGCAUCUGGUACGGCGUGGACAUCAACAGCGAGGACAUCGCCGACAACUUCGUGGCCUGCGUCUGGGAGCCGUCCGUCGUGAAGAUCAACGCGCUGACGGCGGCGUCGGAGGCGGCUUGCCUCAUCCUGUCCGUCGACGAGACCAUCAAGAACCCACGCAGCGGCGGAGACGGACCUCCGGGGGGCGCCGGGCGGGGCAGAGGCCGCGGCAGACCCCACGCCCACUAACAAAACCCCGUUUGAAUCUGGAAGCUGCUUUUUGUCAGAUAAAAUGUCAGGCCUGAAGAGGCGGAGACGUUUGUCCGCUUCAACCCGGAUUCUUUGGACUUUCUUCCUAUAAAAUCUUUCUUUGUUUUCCUCCUACAGUCGACUAAAACAUUUCAGUGGGUGUAAGUCUCCCUCCCUGUAGCCAGUCCAAGCAGAACGCCUUCAGGCCAGUCUUACCUCUGUGGCCUGACGGAGACAGGCUGUAAACCUUCAACUUUGUUUUGUUAAAAAGGAAAACUGUUGUUUGAUGUGUAGGGGGGUUGGUUUGGAUAAUAAAGCACUGAAAAGGAUGUUGAGCAGUUCUGAAACCAUCUAUGUGAAGCUAUUUAUUGGACCAUUGUUAUCAAUAAAUUCACAGCUGAAACCACA
Molecule: messenger RNA, 2174 nt
Organism: Fundulus heteroclitus (mummichog)
Lineage: Eukaryota; Metazoa; Chordata; Actinopteri; Cyprinodontiformes; Fundulidae
Gene: cct7
Product: chaperonin containing TCP1, subunit 7 (eta)
Exons: 12
Coding region: 126-1766 (546 amino acids)
Biological process (GO): protein folding
Cellular component (GO): chaperonin-containing T-complex
Molecular function (GO): ATP binding; ATP hydrolysis activity; ATP-dependent protein folding chaperone
Source: RefSeq, a predicted model, not a curated record